Molecule: messenger RNA, 977 nt
Organism: Talaromyces stipitatus ATCC 10500
Lineage: Eukaryota; Fungi; Ascomycota; Eurotiomycetes; Eurotiales; Trichocomaceae
Product: kinesin light chain, putative
Exons: 2
Coding region: 1-840 (279 amino acids)
Molecular function (GO): protein binding
Source: RefSeq, a predicted model, not a curated record
AUGUGUAUGAAAGCCGCGAACCUGCUGGCCUUAAUGAUUGGUCAGCGAAGGGAUCGAUUACAUUUCGAGGAUACACUGGCUCUAUUAAUAAGUUUCUCUCUUAUUCAGGUUGAGGUUGGCGGACGGCUUUUCGAAUUGCACCGACCGGUCCAACUAUCAGUUCGACAGUGGCUGAAGAAACAAGGCCAGUUUCGUCAGUUGACCAAACAAAGCCUACGAGUGAUGGAAGCAGUAUUUCCCAGUGGAGAUUAUGAAACGUCAGCAUCUUGCCAAAUGCUCCUUCCACAUUUGAAAGAGACAAUUCGUAUCACUGAAAGUUUAGAUAAGAAUGACCACUUAAACGUGUCGAUUAUUAUCAUUCGAUGUGGCUGGUAUCUUUUGCUUAUGGGAAAAGAUGAGGAGGCGGAGGCCGUGCAUCGACGAGGUCUUGCUGGCAGAGAGAGAGUGCUAGGCACUGAACAUCCUGACACACUGACCAGUGUCAGUUAUCUAAGCUCGGUGCUUCGGAGUCAGGGGAAAUAUGAGGAGGCAGAGGUGAUGCAUCGACGAGCACUCGCUGGCUAUGAGAAAGUACUAGGCGCUGAACAUCCUCACACACUGACCAGUGUCAGUCAUCUAGGCUCGGUGCUUGAAAGGCAGGGGAAGUAUGAGGAGGCAGAGGCGAUGCAUCGACGAGCACUCGCUGGCAGAGAGAGAGUACUAGGUGCUGAACAUCCUCACACACUGGCCAGUGUCAGUAAUCUAGGCUCGGUGCUUGAAAGGCAGGGAAAAUAUGAGGAGGCGGUGGCGAUGCAUCGACAAGCACUAGUGGGAAAGCGUAGGCUUAGUCCUGAAAGUUAAGGGAAAUAUGAUGCUUGGGCACUCUAUCCUACACUUAUGAUACUCCUCACGCCGCAAUAUACAACAAUUUACCUGUGACGGUUGUGGCUCACCGGUGCGGCUAAGCAGUGGCUGACGGCCGGUAGGGCUUUCCCGUC